AUGCGCCAAAACGGUUUGUCCAUCCGUAACACGGAUCUCUCUUUCCUUUUCUAUGGCGAUGUGUCUCUGCGUCACCUGAAUCGCACGUUACACACUCGUCUCAGUCUACCACCACAGUUUAUAACCAACUUGGCUAAUGCCGGACUGACUCACCUCUUUGACAUCGCAUCCUUCACCCUAGAUCCCGCAAAACAUGACGUUGUGCAACUACAACCUCAUCCCAAUGUCCACUUUCAAAAUGCUACCACUCGCGCUCAAGAACAGUGGUUACAAACCUCACAGUGGCUUUCCGAUUUAACGCUGAUGGAUCUGGUCAAUGGGUAUAUGGCUACGGACUCGGACAUGACAGAUAAUGUUGUAGGGAGACGACGGAGAGCGGUUGGUUGCCAAACUCGCAUACAGAUCGCUGGCACGGAUGACAAUCUCCUCCGUGGUGCAGCUGCGAGUCAGUGUCUGGACUUGGAGCCCCUUUGGUUCCUGGGUUUACCUCCAAGGUUGCGUAUGCAACAAGCACAAGAUCUCAUCAAUGCCUACUACGCUGUUUCCCCUCACGCGCCCUUUCCCACCUCCAUUCCUCCUGGGAUUUUCGCAUCUGACGCAUCUAUGCUUCCGGCUGCACCCUCUUUCCGACAUCAACGUUCAGUAACCUUCUCGUCAAUUUCUCAUUCCUCUGCCCUGGCCAUGAAUCUCGACUGCUUCCGUACUUCAGCGUGGGUUUAUCAUGGCGAGACGUACGGACUCAUAGCAUCAACAAUACAUCAAUACAAUUUACCAUCACCCCCUUCUCACCUACCCUCUUCUCCAACUCUCUAUACCGACCACCUCAACUCUUCUCGUAUUGUAUCUUCCGCUCUCCACCUCCCUCCUCUGCCUCAUCAAUGGUCAUCUCUUCCUGGUCGUUCGCUCUACCGAUGGCUCCUUCAUCUCUUGCAGCAUUCUCCACCACCACAUCAUCCUCCCAAUAUCAUCUACACUCCAGCUCACACCAACUCCUCCUCGACCCCUUCAACAGUUAAUGCGCUUGCAGAUCGGCUCGCAUCAGGUUCUCAGCAUUUACAAAUUCGGCCACCUCCCGCACCCUUACCUACUUUCUUUAUGGAUUCUUUUAUGCUUUACUCACCAAACGACGGCUACAUUGAAACAAGUAUAUCAUCAUAUCUGCCAUCUGUACUCACUUCCGCUGCUUAUUCUAGCCCAGACUUCCGCCCUGCCAUGACGAUGCUACUGCCGUUCCACGACCAACACACACCUCCCGAACAUCCCUAUUUGCGGGCCUCCUCGGCAUAUUCAGCCUUGGUACAGCUCUACGCGAGAUCAGAUCAGCUGGACACGACGUACGCACGAUUCCGACGCUUCGGAAACGUAUCCCCCAUGUGCAUCAGUGGAUGCGAUGCACUGGAAACCGUCCACCACGUCUUCGUCUCGUGCCCUGUGUAUCGCUCCUUCCGCCAACAUGCCACACAAACACUGAUUACCGAGACAUCCCGUAUCCUGGACUCUGCAGAAGUACCCUUGCUCAUUUGCAGGUCCUUUCUUCAGGUGGUCCGAUGUCUCUUUGAAGAUGGCCCCGUUUGGCCCCAAUCUCUAUCUCGCUUCUACCUUGGCCUAACGCCACCCUUGCCCGCACUUACUGGUUUGCCGGGAGCGAAGACAAGUCGUCUGUUGGUACGCAUCGCUCACACGUGGCACACGUCAUGCAUUCGUCUGGCUGGCAGGAUUUGGGCGGAAUAUAAGCGAAGGGUACGUCCGGCUCCAUCGAAAAAGAAUAAUAACGCCGUAGCCAUUGAUUUACCAUCCUUUUUAUCUCCUAUCUUAUCGUCCUGA
Messenger RNA from Desarmillaria tabescens, 1824 nucleotides. RefSeq lists its product as uncharacterized. The coding region runs from base 1 to 1824 and encodes 607 amino acids. The transcript has a single exon. The record is from RefSeq and is a predicted model, not a curated record. Lineage: Eukaryota; Fungi; Basidiomycota; Agaricomycetes; Agaricales; Physalacriaceae.